Molecule: messenger RNA, 2836 nt
Organism: Dissoconium aciculare CBS 342.82
Lineage: Eukaryota; Fungi; Ascomycota; Dothideomycetes; Mycosphaerellales; Dissoconiaceae
Exons: 2
Coding region: 443-2476 (677 amino acids)
Biological process (GO): negative regulation of DNA-templated transcription
Cellular component (GO): nucleus
Molecular function (GO): metal ion binding; RNA binding
Source: RefSeq, a predicted model, not a curated record
AGCAGAAUGAGAUACUGAAGUAGUGGGUGUAUGUACUGUACUGCACCAGUAUUGCACGAGACAGUCUGCCCUGGAGUGGGUGCGCAUUAUCAUACUGCCGUGAUUAUUCAGAAACUCUCACCCGUGGAUGAUGAAUGGACCACGCGACACUACCACCACAACUCAAAACUCAUCACCUGGACACUUCCCUUUGUUCCCUCUCGCUACCAAGCCUCACUCAUAUCCGCACGACUACCUGUUCCUUCUUUCAAGAGUCAGCUGCAUGUGUAGCACACAUCGUCGCAUCUCUUUCGCCUCGCAACUUCUGGUCGCCAACUACCGCCAUUCUUACCGUCCGCUUGCUUUCACGCCCUCCGCUGCAACGACGAGAAUCACGAUUACCACCAACUUUCACCACUCGCCACAUGCAACAUUUCAGCUAGUCUACGGCAAAGACUGAAGCAUGCAGCCGGAACGUGGUGGCCCUGUGCCGGUACCAACGACGAAUGGCUCACGAUCCUACUCGAACAGCGCUGCGCAAGAUGUGACGCUUCACCCGCGAAUGGCGCAAAGUCCGCCGAAGAACAAGAAUACACAACACGUCCCGUGCAAGUUCUGGUUGCAAGGACAAUGUCAGGCAGGUCGGGCCUGUCCAUUUUCACAUGAUGUCGAGUCAACGACAAGGCCGAUGCCCUGCAAAUAUUUCACAAAAGGUGGAUGCAAGUUUGGUCGGAAAUGCGCUCUCUUACAUAUCACGCCAGAUGGUAACAUCGUCAAUCGCAUGCCAGCAUAUCCUCCAGCUCCACCACAGCAAUACAUUGGCCCAGGUCCCAUUUCGCCAAAUGGCUACGCUCCACCACCAGGUCUUCUUUCACUCCAGACACAAGGUCUCGAGCAGCGUCCAAAUGGCGAGAUCGGCUCAGAUAACGAUGCAUACCUUUCAGCUCAGCGAAUGGGUUCGGACAUGCCACACUUCGAUUUGUCAUACUCACCAGCUUCGCCAAAGUACGGCUCACCUUCUCAACUUGAAAGUAUGGCGACCUCGCCAAUACAUCGCAAAGGCCUUUCCGUUCUGGACGCGCCGUUACCAAACUCAUUCGAUAGCAAUGGUAUAUCCUGGGCUGCGCGGUACGGACCAGUGGCGGCAUCGGUGCCAUCCAAGUUCGGACUUGAUUCGGCACCGUCAUCCCUCCCGAGGACACAAUUGAGUAGUAUCGCGCUUCGCGAUCUCCACACCUCGGCUUAUGGUGGUGGUCGAGGCAUGGACAACGUCCUGGCAAACAUGAGUUCAUCCCCUCCACAUGGGAUUGAAGAGCCGAUCACCUUCGAAAAGCGAUCACUUCAUGCUGAACGCUUACGUGCGUCGCGUCUCCAUCUGGUUUCCACUUCUCUCAGCAACAAUCUUCACAACAAUAUUCAUUUGCGGCAACGGUCACAACUCAUUGACCAGUCCGAUACCGAUGAUGAGGACGGCGAUAUCGAGGUCGAGGAAGGUCUACUCCCUUCGAGUCUCCACGAUCUCAUUCCCGACGUUCGCACACGCCGGAACUCGCGGAAUCGUCUGAACGAUGACAGCAACGGCGUUUUUAGCAACAAUUAUAAUAGCAGUCCACAAGCAUUCCUGUCAACAUCCCGUCGUACAACCUCUGCGACAUACCUGGGACCUUCAUUAUCCAAUCAGCCACAGGACAGCAAGAUCGGUAGCCCUCAUCACAACUCUCAGCUCUCUUCAAGCCCUUCGCGGUAUACCAAUGUAUUCCAACAGCAUCAGCAGCAACAACCACAACAACGCAAUGGCACUAACGUAUUUGGCCAUGUCGGUUCGCCACGUCGCGGUGCCAACUCAUCGUUGUCUUUCACUGCUGCUGGUAUUGUCACCAAUGGUCGUCAUACUGGUGACCAGUCACCUUUGACUGCACCUGGCAAUUCGGCUCUAAGCAGUCCCACUCGUCCAUCGGCGAUAAGUAUGCUUACACGAGAACUGCAACAUACCAAGUUGAGUGCUGGUGCUGUCACCCCACAAAAGCAGCGUGUUGGUAUCCUCGAUCGAUCCCCAAGCAGCGAGAGCAAGAACGGCGGAGGUUCUAGCAAUGGUAUAGCAACAGAUCAAUCCGUUCAUGAGGGCUCCAUAAAUGCCACUGGUCCACAACGUAGCGACGAGGAACUCGAAUUUUUCGACAUGGAGGGUGUAGAUGAAAGCCAAUCUCCCAAGCUCUCAUCUUCUGCGACACAUUCCUCCACUGCAAAGGGCACCAACGGUUCUCAAAGCAGCACGAACAGGUCCCCAAGUACCACAAAUCCUUGGACAAACGGCAGCUUUGCGGCUCGUUCUCCCCCUUCUUCCUCUCCUUUCAUGUCCGCGUCGCAAGGUCAUAGCGGAUCGGGAAGCUUAAGUAAACAUAUGGUACAUUCGUCAUUUGUGGCAUCUACCUCACCGCGUAAUGGGAGUGAGCCUAGCUUUGGUCCUAUUGGCGGUCAGCGAAGCGCGGCAUCGUAAAGAGGUAUUAUUCCGCGUUUUUGAACACAUGCAUUGGGAUGCACAGAGCAGGGAGCUAUAUUCCACAGAGUUUCCACCAGCUUAGGUAACCCUGGGAUGAUCGGGGGAUUGAGUUCAGAUCGAUUUUCGUCUCUGAAAUUAGCAAAAUGUUUUUGGGGAUCUACGACGAUGGCGCGCCGCAGGAGACAAAAUGGAUUGGUCGGCGUUACAUACGAAUGGCCUAUUUUUUAGCAUGUUUGGGCUAGAUAGAGAUGAAUUGGUGUAAACACGCGAGUUUGGGACGUGGUUCACGAUAGUGCGAAAAUAAUUGCAAAUUUAUGGCAAUCGUGAUUGUAUCCCAGUCGAGUGACAGGGUUUUAU